Phytomonas sp. EM1 is the source of this 1416-nucleotide messenger RNA. The record is from the annotation of a GenBank genome assembly. NCBI's taxonomy places the organism in Eukaryota, Euglenozoa, Kinetoplastea, Trypanosomatida, Trypanosomatidae.
AUGAGGUCCGUGCUCCUUUUUUUUGCUGUACUGAUUGCCCUUACAAGAGCGUCUGCUGAUGUUGUGGAGCUUACCAGUAAAAACUUUGACGAAGUCAUUGCGAAGGAUGGGAUAACGUUCAUUAAGUUUUUUACCACUUGGUGUGGCUACUGCAAGAAGGCUGCCCCAGAGUUCGCAAAUGCAUCAGAUAUACUCAAAGACGUGGCCACCCUUGCUGAGGUUGAUUGUGAUAAGGAAAGAAACAUCUGCAAACGUUUCGAAGUUAAUGGCUACCCAAAGUUCCUUCUCUUUCGGAAGGGUGUUAACAUCUCCACUUUUUCUGGUCAGCGCGUUGCAUCAGAGAUGGUCGAUUAUGUAAAGGUUCAGAUGGCAUCUGAUACCAAUUCAGUAUCUUCUGAAGAGGAAUUUGAGAAGGUUAAAAGUGAAAAUCCUAGAGUAUGCUUAAUUAAAACCAAGUCGGACGAAACUGAACUAGCAAAGUUGGUCAAUAAGCUUAUUCCCAAAUACAAAGCCACCUAUCGUUUUGUGGUUAUCAAUGACGAGAAAGUUUCUCCGGAUGAUUCCAUGGAAUCGAUCACUGUGUAUCGCAAGGGUGAUGAUAAAGAAGUAUUCGAUGGGAACCUCAGUUCUGAGGCACUUUCUACUUUCCUCGACAAGGCUCCUGUAAUGUUUAUAGGUACCUUAUCACCUGAAUCGAUUCCUUUCUAUUCCAAAUUAUCUCAUGAAAAAAUCGGAAUCCUUUUAAUGGGCUCGGAAACUACUGAUGAACGCAUCGCUGAUCUCCGAUUGGUUGCCAAGAAGUAUCGCAAUAAGAUAACAGUUAUCAGUUUUGAGGGUGAAUCUAAUGAAGUUUCGAAAAAUAUUGGUCUUCCCGAAGACACUAAAUACCCCGCAUUUGUUCUCACUCAUGAUAACACCGCUUAUCCCCACCCCACGGACAUACAAGCGAACUCCUCGACAAUUGACGCCUUCAUGCAAAAGUAUUUGAAUGGAGAAGUUAAACCUAUUCAAAAAUCGCAGCCGAUUCCUGAGGAACCCACCAAAGAUGGUCUUACGAUUCUUGUGGGAAAAACUAUCGAUUCUUAUAUUAAAAAAGGAAAGAACCUGAUGAUUUUCUUUAAUGCCCCUUGGUGUGGGCACUGCAACAAGCUCCACCCGAUUUACGACGAAUUUGCCAAAUCCCACGGUUCUGAUAAUUUGAUUAUCAGUAAGAUUGAUGGUACUGCUAAUGACUUUAAUCGAACCAUGUUUAAUGUGAACGGAUUUCCUACUAUUUAUUUUAUUCCGGCUGGAAGUCAAGAAGCUAUGUUCUACAAUGGCAAACGCACCGUGGAAGACUUAGCAGCCUUCGUAAAGAAGCACAUGAAGGAACCCGUUGAGCCGAAGCAAGAGGACUUGGAAGGCGGUGAUCUGUAG